CUCCAGAACUCUCCGCAAAAUGCAAAUCAUAACGCUGUCAUAGGUUCCCUUAUUCCCGUUUUCUGGGGAGCCGGGCCCAUUGUCCCGAUUGAUAACCCAAUGCAUACGGAAUGGACCACUCACCCGGAGGCGCCAUUAACCUUGCAUACGUUUACUGGAGUGGAGUGACGCCUUGGUUCCAUUUCCCCGGUCGUUAUGCUGUACAUUCGUCCAUUCACAACGGACUGAGCUGAGAUCAUCAUACACUAAUAGAUCAUGUUGCGAGGAGCUCAACCAACGGAUUUACCGUGGACGGCCCCCAGUUUCCUCCCUAGCGUGCCAUGUGCAAAUGAAGUUCGGCAUGGACCCGAAGCCCCCGACCGAACCCCACGUUCGCAUAUUAAGACAAGGAUUCUGUCCAGGUGCUGGCACUGUUUUCAUGAAUCUGGCCUCCUUUGAGACUUUAUUUUCGAGUAACUGACCAUCAUGAUCGAAGACAUCGUGGGCGAUUUGACGCCUACUAGGGCAGCACUGUGGUUCCUGGGGUUAUUCACGGCUUUCUGUGUGUUUCGCAAGUUCCAAGCCUCUGCGCAGAUCGCUCGUCUAGGUGCUCGCACACCCAAAGUCAAGUUCUAUCUCCCAUAUGCGCUCGACUUCGUCUAUAAAGGCCAAGUGGCCAACCUGAAGCACGAGGAUCCCGAAUUCUGGAAUGAAACUAUCAUGACGGCCAGCGGCCGCGACAAUUGCAAGACCGCCGAGGUCGAUGCUGGCAUCUCCACGCGCAUCAUCCUGACCAAGGACCCUGAAAAUAUCAAAGCACUGCUCACCGGCCAGUUCGCGGAUUACGGCAAAGGCGAACCGUUCCACCGCGAGUGGAAAGAGUUCCUCGGCGAUAGUAUCUUCGCCACGGACGGUGAACUAUGGUCUCGCUCGCGCCAGCUGAUUCGACCCAUGUUUGCACGCGAGCGACUCGUCGAUACCGAGAUCUUCGAGAAGCAUGUGCAGAAGCUCAUCCCCCUUCUCGGCGGUCAACCUAAUCACAGCAGGGUCGUCGAUGUCGGCUCACUGUUCUUCCGGUAUACCCUCGACGCAGCGACCGACUACCUCCUCGGUCAGGGAACCGAUAGUCUCGAGAAUCCGGCUACACGCUUCGCUGAAGCCUUCAGAUACGUGCAACAACGGCAAGCGGAGCUUUUCCGAUUCGGCGUCUUCAACUUUGCCAUGUCACGCACCGAGUUCCGCCGCAACCUCAAGAUCAUGGAUAGCUUCCUGCAGCCCUACAUCGAGACCGUGCUGGCCAUGUCCUCGGACGAACUCGACCAAAAGCUCUCCAAACGCGAAACCUUCCUCCACGCCCUAGCCCGCUUCACCCGCGACCCCAAGGUCCUUCGCGACCAACUUGUCGCCAUCCUCCUCGCCGGCCGCGACACUACCGCCGGCACUCUUUCCUUCUGCCUGUUCGAAUUAGCCCGCCACCCGGAAGUCGUCGCCAAACUACGCAGCGAGAUCCGCGACCGUCUCGGUGUCGGCGCCGACGCCCAGAAGCCCACCUACGACGAUCUCAAGACGAUGAAGUAUCUCAACGCCGUGAUCAACGAGACAAUGCGCUUCUACCCAGUCGUCCCCUUCAACGUGCGCUACUCGCUCAAGGAUACCACCCUCCCUCGUGGCGGUGGUCCAGACGGACAAUCCCCCGUUGGAGUGCGCGCCAACUCUCGCAUAAUCUACUCCACGCUCCUCAUGCAGCGUGAUCCGGAUCUGUACGAUGGGCCGGAAUCAAAGAAUUACUUCGAUCCGGGCCGAUGGAUUCCCGAACGUUGGGUUGAAGGGUGGCAGCCACGACCGUGGCAUUUUAUCCCGUUUAAUGGAGGUCCGCGCAUUUGUAUUGGGCAGCAGUUUGCGACUAUUGAGAUGGGGUAUACGAUCAUUCGGAUUUUGCAGGCUUAUGAGAAGGUUGUUGCGCUGCCGGUUAGUGGGGAGGAUUCUGUCAAGGAUCCAGUGUUGAGGUUUGAGGUUACGCUCAGUCCUGGGGCUGAGUUUAACUGUGUUUUUGUUAAGGAGGGGGAGGAGGCUGUGAAACCUGGUAUCUGAAACGGCGGCUUGUAGUAUAUGAUAUACUGUGAAUAUGGUGUGGCUGGGGUUGGGUGUCAUCACACUAUCUCCUCUCUGUUUUGCGUGGCUUGACUGAGGAGUCAAACCAGCACUACUACUGUGAUUUAUACGAGAGACGACUUGCAAUGUCCUGAUUUUAGUUCAUAAGUUCAAUACAAAUUGAAUCAUCUUUCUGUCAACAAUGGCAUUCCCAUCAGAUUCACCUGAACCGGCUCACUCUUCAAAAAGCAAGCCCUCACUAUCUAAACGCCAACCAACUUGAACUUUGACUCCAUCCUGCCUCGCUAUCUCAAUAUACGAAUCAAUAUCCCAACCUAGAAAUAAUUCAGCUUCAACUUCCUCAAUUUCUUCAACUUUUGCAAAAUCUCCACCUUCCUCAGCUCCAGGAAUAAAUCUUCCUCAUCCGCCUCAUCCAAAUCUCCCGAGACACUAAUCAACGGCGUCUUUGCCGGUGAAAAGUCCCAAUCCCUAUUUCUGUCUGCAUCACCAUUUGCAGCGGUUCUCGUCUUAACUUUCAGCGUUGUACCUAGACCCCCACUCGUCACCAGUUCCGAUACCAGCGGCGAAGUAUUCUGUCGUGGCACGGCCUUGAGAAUACCCACGCCUCGACUCUCGUUCGGCGCUGUCG
Penicillium brasilianum is the source of this 2719-nucleotide messenger RNA. NCBI's taxonomy places the organism in Eukaryota, Fungi, Ascomycota, Eurotiomycetes, Eurotiales, Aspergillaceae. The record is from the annotation of a GenBank genome assembly.